Symbiodinium sp. CCMP2456 is the source of this 810-nucleotide messenger RNA. The record is from the annotation of a GenBank genome assembly. Lineage: Eukaryota; Dinophyceae; Suessiales; Symbiodiniaceae.
AUGAUGGAGACAUUCUCCCCGCAGAAAGAGGAGAACGAAGUGGUCGGCCGCCGCAUCAUCGAAGACAUCCGAUGCCGAAUCCUGCAAUGGAAUGACUGGGUGACCGGUAUUGAGGGGCGGUUUGGGUCCGGCAAGUCCGUGGCUGUCGAAGAAGCGCUCCGUGGCAGGCAGGGUGUCUACGUCCACAAUGUUUGGGACAAAGAUUGGGAGAAUCAGCUCUGCUGUGACCUGGGCCUGGACCACGAAUUCAUGCUGCAGGAUGUCCUGCGUCUGGUCAAAAAGCGGAACCAGGGGUCAACCCCUAUCCUCGUCUUGAAAAUUCGAACGACGGAAGACGUGAACCUUAACUUCAUCGGCAAGGAAUUCUCGUGCGACAGCAAACUGGCCCACGCCGGGGUUUCUAUCAUAUGCGCCUUCUCGGACGCCAUGGAAAUCGCUUUCGGCACCGAAAUGAUUCGUAUGGACACCUUUCGGGUAGGCGAUUUGACCAGAGACGAGGCCAAGGAAUUGCUGAACCUCCACGGGCUCCAGGACAAAACGGACGAAUUCCUUGAAGCAUGCCCCUUGGCUGCAUUGUUUGGUUUGUUUUGUCGUGAGACGCAUCCUGCGCUGAGUGGGCCGCUACAACGCGAAGGUGCAUCGGAGCUCUGCACCCAUGCAGCGGGGAGGGAUGUGGCCAGGUGGCUCCGGGAGAAGCAUUCUCACCCAGUGAUCUGGGAACCGAAGAACCGGGGUUACCAGUUCGCAUCGGAGCUGCACGCGAAAGUAGCAGCCGAGAUUUUGAACAGCAGCUCCCAGUCGACGCCAUAA